AUGGCAGGACUUGUCACUACGGUACAACCCAGCAGAUUUGAUUCAAACAUUGGAUCUCUGUCAGGACCGGGCGACCGAUUCCUCCUGAUCACACCCACAACUCCACCCGAUGCUUCGUCGGACACCAGCGGUGUUCGUGAAGUCCUGCCAAUAGAUCUACAGCGCGCAUUCACCAUGUAUGAGCUGAACGAGAAAGACCUUCAAGUAGGAGACGAAAAAAUUCUUGUGAAAGAUAUCGGCGAAGUCGUUCGUGCGUUAGGCCUAAAUCCUACAGAAUCAGACAUACGGAAGUUUAAUAACCGUAAUGAUCCCGGUGAGAGAAUCACUUUCGAAAUGUUCGUUCCUAUCUAUCAAGCGUUGGCCAAAGAACAGAAGGAUAUAAACCCUGAAGAGUUUAUCGAGGGAUUUCGUGUCUUCGACAAGGAAUCGAACGGCUUUAUCAGUGCCGCUGAGCUUCGACAUCUUCUGACGGCACUUGGUGAACGAUUACGUGAGGACGAGGUGGAUCAACUCCUUGCAGGGAUGGAAAAUUCCCAAGGACUGGUACCAUAUGAAGGUGAAAGAAUCUCGUUCGAAAUGUUCAUUCCAAUCUACCAAACCCUGGCCAAAGAAGAACAGAAAACAGAUCGUGAAGUUUUCAUCGAGGCAUUCCGUAUUUACGAUAAGGAUUCCAAUGGAAUGAUUAGUGCCGCUGAACUUCGUCAUCUUAUGUGUGGGUUGGGUGAAAGGUUGACUGAUUACGAGUGCGACCAGCUUGUCUCCGGCUUGGAAGACUCCAAGGGAUUUGUGUCUUAUGAAGGACCAACUAACCCAUACAUACCGGAAGAACAAGGUCCUGAAAUAGACCACAUUGAGAGUAAACUCGUCCCACCACCGCUCCAUCAUCGUCAACGUUAUUAG
This is a messenger RNA of Opisthorchis viverrini, 900 nucleotides long. RefSeq lists its product as hypothetical. The record is from RefSeq and is a predicted model, not a curated record. The transcript is spliced from 7 exons. NCBI's taxonomy places the organism in Eukaryota, Metazoa, Platyhelminthes, Trematoda, Opisthorchiida, Opisthorchiidae. Gene Ontology annotation, molecular function: calcium ion binding. Gene Ontology annotation, cellular component: myosin II complex. The coding region runs from base 1 to 900 and encodes 299 amino acids.